This is a messenger RNA of Quercus lobata, 936 nucleotides long. RefSeq names its product B3 domain-containing protein REM17-like. Gene Ontology annotation, molecular function: DNA binding. NCBI's taxonomy places the organism in Eukaryota, Viridiplantae, Streptophyta, Magnoliopsida, Fagales, Fagaceae. The transcript is spliced from 5 exons. The record is from RefSeq and is a predicted model, not a curated record. Bases 1 to 936 code for a protein of 311 amino acids.
AUGACUUCUUACCAGCGAAGAGACAAUGCGGAUGGUCCUGCGCAGGUCCCACACUUUUUCAAGAUUAUUAUGCCUGAAAGUCUUGAAGAAGGAAAGCUUUGGAUUCCAAAGAAGUUUAUAAGCAAAUAUGGAGUUGAUUUGUCAGAUAUGGCCUUUCUUACGAUUCCAAAUGGUAGAAAAUGGAAAGUGAAGUUGACAAAACGUGAUGGAGAGGUUUGGUUUGAAAAUGGGUGGUGCGAAUUUGUAAGCUGUCAUGCUCUAACCAUGGGGCACUUGGUAGUUUUCAGAUAUGAAGGAAAUUCAGCAUUUUCUGUACUCGUAUUUGAUGCCACUGCAACAAAAAUAGAGUAUCCUUUAGAUGACGAACCACAAGUUCAUAGGAUGGAAGACGAUGAGAGUGAUGAUAACUCCAUUGAAAUCAUGGAUGCCUUUAUGCCAAGCCCUCUACCUCAUAAAAGGGCAAAAACCAAUCCAAAGCAAGCAAGGGAUACACAUUUCAGACCUGAAGGAUCGAAAUCUAAAGGGUCAAUGUUAGAGAAAUCAAAAAUGGUGUUUGGGGUAUCUUUUACUAGGGGAGAGGGUUCAGGAUCAGCUCAUGGGGUUGGAGGAAAUCGAGUAGGAUGCACAAACGGCCCGUUAGUUAAACUUGAAUCUGAUUGCUCACUCGAUGAUGUGUCUUUCUCAAAUGACCAAUGUCCUAAGAAAGAUGGUGGUGUAGCUGAAAAUCUUAGCUUACCCCAUGGCAUUAUCAACUACUUACCGAGAGAAGGCUUUAGCAAGGACUACACCAAAGGAACUAUUGUACCUGUGAAGCUCCGAGUUGUGGACCGAUUAUGGCCUGUCAAGUUAUACAUUUAUGAAGGAAAAUACUCAUCAUGUGUCGUAUCUACUGGUUGGUCUACAUUUGUGAGGGAAAAUGGAUUGCAAAUAAUCUGA